This is a messenger RNA of Prosopis cineraria, 1985 nucleotides long. RefSeq names its product protein WVD2-like 1. The transcript has 8 exons. Lineage: Eukaryota; Viridiplantae; Streptophyta; Magnoliopsida; Fabales; Fabaceae. Gene Ontology annotation, biological process: microtubule cytoskeleton organization. The coding region runs from base 543 to 1658 and encodes 371 amino acids. The record is from RefSeq and is a predicted model, not a curated record. Gene Ontology annotation, molecular function: microtubule binding.
AUCCGUGCAAAACUGGACUUCCAUGGCUCCUCCGCCGCUGGUGCCUAUCCCUUUUCUUUUCGUAUUUUGUACGGGUGGAAGUUUUCAACUCUAACGUCACUCCGUUGAAAUCUCCCUCCCGUUUAACCCCGUCAAUUAUUCGAACCCCACGCUCAGCGGAUAGUGAUAUAAGUGGCGAAGUGGCGACUUUCUUGAAGGAAACAGAAGUGAAAUUAUCGCCGUUAAGAGUCACGCAAUUUUCUCUAUAUAAGCGCAUCUACAUUAAACCACCGGUGCGAAACAAAAAGGGAAAGCUUUUUUGUGAACUUCCCUGAAGACAAGGAAUAUCGUCGAAACAUAUUUGAAAUUUUUCUAUUUCGCACGUCCUGAAAAGCCCAAUAGCGAGAGGAGGGAGGAGGAGGGCCUCGAGAUCCUGUCAGAUCGAAGUGGAACUGGAAGCGAAAUUUUCACAUUAUUGACUUUCUGCGCUAGCUUCAGGAGAAAGGAUUUUGGCAAUAUCUGAUCCUAAUCUUCUUUCACGGCGGUUCGACUUAUCCGGCAUCAUGGGGAGGGAAGUUACAGGCAUACAUGUUGUGGACAAGAGGCCAAAUGCUGUCCCAGUGGCCUCAAACGGUAGGUCUAAUGACAAAGUACACAUUUCUCCCAAACUUGCAGCAGUUAAGUGUGAUGCAAAGGAUCAUGAGGUAGAGGAAAGUAGUGGAGCUAAUUCUCUUAUUGAGAAAAAUCAUGUAAAGAAUAAUGUUUUGGGUACUAAAAGCAUAAACCAUGAUGCUGUCUUGCCUGAGGAGAAGAGCGAGAAAAAUGAAAUACAUGAUAUCAAAAAGCUAAGCUCGCCUGCUAGUAGAUCCACUUUUGUAGAAGAGCAUACAAAACACUCUGAUUCAACGUUAUCUGAUCUGGCUAAUGAGAAGCAUGACUCCAACUCCCAGGCUGGUGAAACUGGUGGUAUUUUGUCACCAAAUGCUGAUAAUAAUCAUUCCCCUAGCUCAACAAAGAAUUCACAGUUUAGUUCACCUCUUCCACCAGGAAAGCUCUUGCAAUCUGAAGAUAACAAGCACUGUGAUGAUGAAGAUAAUUGGUCUGUAGCUUCCUCUGCCACAUCUGGGCGUACUGCCAGAUCUAAGGUAACUGUGGGCACAGCCCCUACAUUUAGAUGCUCAGAGCGGGCAGAGAAACGGAAGGAGUUUUAUAUGAAGUUAGAGGAGAAACAUCGAGCGCUCGAAGAAGAAAGAAGCCAGUGUGAAGCAAGGCAGAGGGAAGAGAGAGAAGCAGCUAUCAGGCAAUUAAGAAAGUCUCUGGUAAUUAAAGCAAAUCCAGUACCAAGUUUCUACUAUGAGGGGCCUCCACCAAAGAUUGAACUGAAAAAGCUGCCACUGACUCGGCCCAUAUCACCAAAGCUAAGCCGGAGGAAGAGUUGCGGGGAUGCUGUUACCUUAUCUCCAGAAGUUUGUAGUCGUGCACAGCGUCACAGCAUUGGUAGCUUCAAACAGGGAUGCAACAGCACUCCUGUGACUAAAAAAAGUAAGGAGCAGGUCAUUGGACGUAACAGCAAUGGCAGUUGCAAAACCAAGGAACGACCAAAACUGGACAAGGAAACGAAAGCGGCUCCUCCUAAUAUGUCGGACCUGGCGAAUGCAGAUAUAUCUGUCCAGUCAUGAGCUUCCAAAAAGUCUUAUACUGACCUCCAGUUGAGAGGAAAAUAGCCUUCGUGUGGGAUUGUUUGCACAAGAGAUGAACCUAUUUUCUUUUCAUCAGGAAUGACUUGUUAAACCGUUUAUGCUAACUUGAAUUGUAUAUGUUUUGUAAGUUAUAGUGGUGCAUAUCAUGUUGUAUGUAAAGAUAGAGUUGUGAUCUAAUGCCGGACUAAAUGUGAUAUUCCGCAGUCUGCCUGCCCCUUCCCGCUGGUGAGAGGAUAUAUUCUGUACGAGAAAACGUUGUGUUUCUUUCUCCAGGAAUAGUAUUAAGGGAUGCUAUACAUUGAUUUA